UCUGAGAGGACUCCGGGCCGAUCGAAACCGUCAGACGGACUUCUGCAUGCAAUGACAAACCAACCGCCUGCACGCAUCUCCUGACGGUGGUAUCAUUUUGGGGUGCUUGCUGUCCACUGCUGUCUUACUCGGCGGCAACUCCGGCACCUAAAGAAUCGGACGACGAGCUGUCGGUUCUCCACGUUGACGGGAUGACCAUGCGGAUACUCCGUACGGGCACGUCAAGAAACGCACGGCCGACAGAUGGUUGGAAGUCAGGUCAAGCAAUCGAGAUCUCUCGCGAGGUAUCUGGACAGCUCUGGAGCACAAAAGUGGUUCAGCAUAUCGUUGCUACGUCACAAACGUUUCAGAUGUGGUCUCCAUUCAACAAACACUGUCCUCCACAACCGUUUCCACUCGUGCUACAAAUUUCCGAGCCUCUUUUGUACGAACAAAUAAUACCAGCUGGACGUCGUGGUCGUCUAACUUUUCGGCCACGGCCAAGGUGCAGAUCCCGCCUCAAGCGCCCGUUCACCGCCAACAGGUUUCUUAUCGCUCGAGAGGCCUUCGUGUCGGUUCGGCAUCAAGGGUGAGUUGAUCCUGUCACCCACCUGUCGGACAAAUCGUCAUCUCUCGGCAAACGCUUCUCAGAUGCUAGCGAGAACCAAGUUUUGAUUUUUCUCAUGGCUUCAAGAAGCGAGGCGGAGGACGAAUCCGGAGUAUAUCUCUGGCAGCUUACCUUAGCCGAAGCCCCUGAUAAGUCCUGGGCCUGAAAACCAUGGUCGCAUUCACAGACACAAACCGAACAAGUCGACUAAUCAAGUAUCUCAAGCAGCGUUGGCUCAGCCUUGGACUAGCAAUCGCUUCUCUCAUUCCCGAAUCGCUGGACAGCAGGACAGCAAUUGCAUCAUUGCCAGCCUCGUCGCCCGCAUGUCCAAUCCCGGUCAGGACUCUUGUUGAGAGUAAAAGCUGGUCCUAGAGGGCAUUGAGUGCAACGAGUAGUGUAUUCUGCAGUAAGUUAUAUCUGUCGGAUGAGGGCGGCAACAAUUCGUUUCGUAAAAUGUCAAAGACGCCCGACACGGCUUCGAGAACGGUCAGAGUUACAGAGCAAAAACUGGGACUGAAUUGGACUGGAGUCAGUGCUUACCUGCAAGCGUUCUGAGGUGACGCAGUCGCUCGACACCACUAACCAUGACCACUGAAUAUCACGAGAUUAAACAGAGCAAGACCGCCCACAACACUCGCAGAAGCUCAGUGAUACGCACGUUGUCACUUCGACUGGGCAAAUGUCGGUUGAUGAAUUGAAAUUUCUCUGGGAAAGUCGCAGGACGAAUGACUUUUCAUGCUUUUCAGGGAAUUAUUGCUUGUUACUACCGACCAAUGGCAAGCGCAUCAACACGGGAGGUCGGUACGUACCUGCCUUUGGGGUGCACAGAAACGUUUCAAAGGGUAUUUGACGGAAAGCACCAGAUUUGAGAAAGCCGUUGCAGUUUGCCAGCGCAUCAUGCGUGAGUCGUGGGUCCAAGCAGAAGCGGCAAAGAAGUGGCGUUGUCGGCGAGCCGGUGAGCUUCCGAGAGACACAUGGCUGAAGAUCUUCGGUUUUCGAGAUCGUUAAGGACUUCGAAAAGUCGUCCGCUGUCCACUCAGAGUCAUUCUUUCGCGAAUUGACGUGGCCCCUUCUCCGACUUUGUACGGCGGUAGGCGAAGGGGACCAUUUUCUGCAACAUUGGCGCGAUGCUGGUAACGCUAAGGGAGGGUACUUUCUGCUCCCACCAAGAGCACGUAUAAAUGUGCGGAAUUGCCAGACCACAGGAUCCUAUUGUCGGAUAUUGACUGUUCACCGCAUGAGUUGGCGCCACCCUGUCGGGAAGGAGCAGCUGCUGAAGGCGCAUCAUACCAUUUGUUGUCCGCGCUGUGCCACUCAAGGGCGGUGGUCGAGUUGUCGCCACCAGACCUGAGAAUCUGGGGAUUCAGCCGUGGCCUGUUGCGCACCGCCAGUCUGUCGAGGAAGCUCUAGGAAUAACGGGCCGGGGCGCAUCGACUGUACUAAGAUGCGGCGCAACCUCGACAAUGAGUGGCUCAAGGGGCGCUGAGCUUAUGUCAAAGGGCCUGUUUAACAUCGACUAAUGCAGCCUGCAUAUGCAUUCGUUGGCAACAACGUCGUCAGGGCCUGCAAGUCAUCCGUCGAUGCGCUGUGCUUUGUUCGACUCUCUGUGCGUGAUGUUGCGCUGUACCCGUAGUAUUUGUGCCCCAACGGAGAAAGGGUCUUGUUCACUCUACGCGCCCGCGAUGGAUGUCGUUGUCGUUGCUGGACCCGGCAUUUUCUUCGUGUAAAUAUACCUUGAUUGUUUUUGAAAGAGGCUACAAAUCUGGCGGCUUUUUAGGUACAAGCCGUCAAGCGAGAAACCUCCCCCGCAUCGUGCACGCCUCAAGCCUUAAGCCUCAAACAUUUAUCGACUAUUGCCUUUGCCUUGCUCAAAGCGAACCAGAAACCGGUCGUCUCUGAGACUCCGGUUCCUACGAUCGACGGUCCUGCCGCAGUUGUACUCGACUGCACAUUCACAGGCGCUUUUUCCGAGUCACAGCAGCUUUCAACCAAUUCCCGUGCCCGGUGGACGCAAAUCCCACUCACUCCACGACUAUCCAGGCCCGAUCUCCUCCCACGCCUCACUUCUGCAGCAUCUCCAAGCUGCCAAUGUGAAAGAUCUACGAGACCUUAUCUCCUCCCCGAUAAAUUCUGGCAGCAUAUGAGUCCUCCGACGGCGAAAGCUGGAAUGGAAGUCGCUGUCGUAUGACAAUCCCAACUGGCGUUGCCAGUCUCAAGGAAGGUCAAGGUCCGUCACAGCAAUCUUCUGUUUGCUCUGCAUCCGCAGGCAGACUGCUGAUCCAUUGUCAAUCCAGAACGAUCGUUCUUCCCUCGACCGCCGUCCCCUUCUCACCAUGCAAAUGACGAUGCGAAAUCUAUGUCACGCCCUGGACAUUCAGAGAGCACCUCGCAGGGUUUCCCGCAGGUUCCAAGCUCGUCUCAGGGGAAUACUGGUAAAUAUGUCCAAACGACCAGGCGAUACGAGGAGCAGUCUUCUCCGGAGUCGCAGUUAAAGACUGGCCAAAGAUCCACAAGCGCCAUGAGCGAGCAUGGUCAAGACGUGAAUACACGCAGCCGCGAGAUACCGUUUGCGCACAUGCGUGUGCAUUUCGAAGAGUUCGCGAACCAGCUGCGCCUGCACCGGCACCAGGAACAUCGAAAACGCAUGCUUUUCCAUCGACGCUACCGACUCCGAAAUGCGGUAGCUUUGUCUUCACGCUUACACCGAGUGGGAUCCUGGCUUCACGAUGGGCUUGUGGCAAUUUCUCGUCAGUCAGAUGCAAAUGGCUUUUCAAGAGUACACCAGCACGUGCAAGAUUUGGCGGACUCAUGCUUCUCUCAAUGGACCCAUGAGAUCACUGCCCACGACGCAAUUCCUACAACGAAGCUGCCAAUCAAGGAGUCCUUCAUGUCAAAAUUGCCGGUGUCUUGCCAGGACGAUUGUAUCGAGCUGAUCCAGACACUACGAAGUAACCCUCGUUUUCUAGUGGAGCGAUUUAAAGGAAUGUCCCCCGCGCAACUAUCGGCUCUAUCAACAUUCCCCAAGUACCAGGAGCUUUCAGAAUCCGUGUUAACGUCUUUGUCUCAAAACCGCGGUAGAGGUUCCCAGAAACGGCGGAUCAAGGCCUACUCAAAAGGGCUUGAAGACUAUGCAACGUCUUUUGAGCGGACAAAUCCCUUGUCCUUUCUAAUACACAAUAUCUACGGGCCAUUCCAGGCCAUCCAAAGCAAAGAAAGCCGAUUACGGCUUGCUACUUGGUCCACCAUCUGCUCAACCUUGAUGGUCGAGUCUAAACCAGGCUUCGACGCCCUGAUCGGUCAAUUGCUCGGCGCCUUUGCGAACAUGUACGACUGGGAGAUUAAACCCCGACUCGAAUUGUAUUUGAUGAGCAUCUUGCAGCGAGGCGCAUUUCUGCUUGACAUGGUCGAGAAUCCUGUUGCGACUUUUCAGCCUGAACAAAAUCUCUUCGAUCCUCUUGGUACACAGGAGGCCCAGAAGUUCUUCCAGGAAGCAGUACAGGAGCUCUUUGAAAUCCUGGCUUGUGAUGGAGGUCUACCCCUGGGUGCCCUUGCCCUGGGACGUGCCAUAAUCGGAAAACUGCCGACCGUGGAACUUCAGAGUCAGUUUCGCGGUCAUUUCUUCUUCCAAUGGUUUCUUCAGGACUUUCUCCGAGUUGUCAUUGCAUAUCCUGAGGAUGAAAAGUUACUGCACCAGUUCCACGUUAGUGACAAGGCACGGACGUAUCUGCUGCAUAUCAUUUGGAAUCGUGCUUAUACCAGGGCGAGGGAGGUGUUCAAUCCAGCGCGCCCCGAAGCGAUAGACCCAGGUACAGAAAGCUGUGUAUUGACAAUGAUCAACAGACUGGAUGCCGACCAUCAGUGUCUUGACCCAUAUAAAGCUACGACUUCUCCCACAGCUCCGUCGUGUGCAGCAUUCCUCUCCAUCUGUGCUGCAGAUAUCGUCCACAUCCUCGAAGCUUUGAGUCCACAGUACAUACACACCUCAAGCCCAUGGGACACCUUUUUGAGUUCAUCCCAUUCCACCUUCAGUAUGCAAUACGGCCGUGCCAGCAGCAGAUUCGACAAACUCCGACGGCGCAUCCUAGAUGUUAUUGAACCCGGUCAUUCCUCCAAAAAUAUACAUCCCUGCCAGGAGAGCUGGGCCUCGAUCUUAGUCUGGGCUGAGGGGACCCUUUCAUUACCCGCUUCAGAGCCGUCUGACAGGCUACCGACAGGGAUCGCCAGUCUAGGAGAUCUUGAUCUUGCCGAACAAGCUGCACUUCGUCUCAUCGAGGAAGAUUCAUCACCAGCUGAUCAACGACGAUCCGGACCAGUCCCUGUUGAAAAAGCCAGAGGGGCUAGUUUAUCGAAAAUGUUCGCAGACGAAGCUAGAAUUGCUCUCAUCGGAACCGACAGCAUAACCUCGAUGUAUUGGCAGGACGCAUUGUCAUACCUGCGGCGCCAUUAUCCGCUGACCGUGCUGACGGAUGACGACACGGUGAUUCUGGGACCGAUGACUGGGCGGUUGAAGGUUGGUCAAGUGAAGUUAGGAGACGAAUGCGUCUGGAUUGAGCAGGAAGUCGCUCAGUUGGAAACUUCAUAUGAAAUUGCAAGGUCCAAAGUGUCUCACCUGUCCUCUUGGCUGGAGAAGCUCCGAGUCAAGCUUUGGUAUAGAAUGUACGUUGUAAGUUCCGAUGCAUACGACGACGCAAAGAACAUUUCUGCGGCGCUGAACAAUAUGGCACUGGCAGUGCUACAGGGAAGUGCCCCUGUUCAAGGAGGAGAACAGCUGUCAGAACCUAGUCGACUGGGGACACCCGGUACUUCGACCUCAUCACUCUUUGAACAGCAAAGAGUCGACGCCAUGAGCAUCUUGAAAGCACCAGUCGAGCAUGGAGGUCCCAAAAAGCUUUCGGAUCCACAGAUUGAAAUGACCAAGAAAUGGCUCGAACGCACCCACUUGGACAAUUUCUGCAAAGGCGAAGAACGAAUACAUCGCUUCUGCAUGGAGGUAAACAUGGCUGUGCGAAAAUUGGUCGGUGAGACACUCAGCGAAAGCCCCGUGCUCUGGUCAAACGAGCUAUUUUCGAGAGAAAAGAAUCUGUACGACGUCCAUGCCGCCGGUCUUUUCAGUGUCCAGCCGAGUACUCGGGCUCCCAGCGUGUGGAGCGAGCCUCUUUCGUCGACGUCUUUUCCUUCGCGGUCGGGGUUUGGAGGCUCUAGGGCUUCCUUCUACAGUCAGGCCUCCGGUAAGCUCGGCAGUGAUUUUGCAUCUCUGAUCAGUUCACCUGGCCGCGCAGCCACAGUGACCACUCUGGAGUCCGGCAGCGGUUUCUGGUCGGAUCCCCAGUCCAAUCCGCGAUCCGUGACCUCAAUUUCGUCACAAUCGAGACCAGGAUCGACUUUUGAGGAUCCGGGCUUGAAUCGUCUGACGGAUCACAGUCAGGAGAAGGCAGCUUUUCUGGACAAUCUUCAACAUGACUUGACGUGCUUGUUGCUGUCUGACCUCGCCUGCCCCGUCUGGAGUUGUGGAAGCGAGACUGAUGCCUGGAUGGGUACGAUACUACAAACCGCAAGCAUUGUGGACCGGAUCGGUCAACGAUCUGUCAUGGCACGGUUGUUAUCGAGCGGGGAACCCCAAGUCCGAUCGAUAAAUGUCAGGAGUAAGAGAAUGAAAAACCGACGUAGCCACAGCACAGGCCCCGGCAGUCACCAGUCAUCAACGGGAGCCAUUCCCAUGCCUGCGGAUCCGAUUGAAGAUCUACUGAACAAUGAGCGUCCCGAGCUCGAACCAAGCGGAUUCUCAUACCGACAUGCCUUUGACGACGUGCUUAUGCGAAUCAGCGAGCAUGUUGAUCCAAAUCUUAAGCUGGAAGCCAUUCACGACUUUCUUAUUCUGUCGAAGGCGUUCCAGCAGACUCAUCCCAACCCGAAUCAGGAGCAGUUGGUGACUCAGACGAAUUCAGGAACUCCACGAAGGCAGAGUCUCAAUCCAAGCAUACUUUCUUCGAGCGUCAACCGCCGUGAGCAAGUCACGAAGAGCAGUGCCAGCGGCACCAAUCUGGGCGGUAGCAGUGAAAGUGAGGUUGUGCAAUUUCUAAAGAGGCUUCUGCUCGUGCUGCGACCGAGGACGAUAUUCCGAGACUUACAAUACGUCGCGGCGUUUGUGUCGUCUGAUACACUCAACGAUACAGAGGUUGGCAGAGCAUUCUUGCACGUCGGGCUCGCGGCGUUGGCCUGGAAAGACGAGGUGUGUCGGGCGAUGGUGGAUGUUGCCGAUCGAAUUGUGGCCAAAGAUACGAUCAAACGAAGCAUUAGGCACAACGAGCGCAAUGAACCGUCUAUCCUCAAAGCGGCGGAAUACUGGGUGGUUGCAGCACGGGAAGGCAACCCAAUUGCCCAACGAGAAUUGGCCAGUCUCUACCUGACUCACCCAGAAGUGCCGCCAAUUAUCAGUCUGCCACUGGCCCUUUCGUCCGACAUUUUCAAGAACGAUAUGAUGUGGGAGGAACAAGAGGAGACGCAGCGUGGCAGACAAGCGCUGUGUUUGGCACUGCAUUGGAUGCAGCAAGCGGCGGAGAAUGGUGACGAAUUGGCGCAAAUGAAAUUGCAGGAGCGCCGGUCAGGUCGUUCAGUUCGAUGAAGAACAACUUUUCUGUAUACCGAGAGACUUGUUCCUGUUUGCAAGUGGAGCGAAGGGCACCCUACCUCGUUUUCUGUUCCUUUUU
Messenger RNA from Exophiala xenobiotica, 7293 nucleotides. RefSeq lists its product as hypothetical. The coding region runs from base 2943 to 7208 and encodes 1421 amino acids. NCBI's taxonomy places the organism in Eukaryota, Fungi, Ascomycota, Eurotiomycetes, Chaetothyriales, Herpotrichiellaceae. The record is from RefSeq and is a predicted model, not a curated record. The transcript has 3 exons. Gene Ontology annotation, molecular function: protein binding.